AUGUCAACCUACCUAAUGCCGGACUGCUCAGCCCCAAACACCUCAGCAGUCAAUUAUGACGAAGUGGUUUCUGGCUUUACAGCCCCUUCACCGAUGCGCGAGGAGCAUGACCGGCUAACUGUGCUUUGCCGAUUAAUUGUAAUAGAUCGUAUCGAUGCGCUCAACGAGUGCUUACUCCGACUCCAAGGAUCCAACUCGUCCAAUCAAAAGACCGACUUGCUGGAUUCAUGUUCAAAGGAAUCGACACUCACUCUGGCUGACAUUCAGGUGGAACAGCAUUUGCUCACUUCCUAUCUGCAACGCCUCGGAGGCACCGAUUUCAACUCUGCUACUUCCUCCUGGUCUCAUUUAAUGCCAAACAGAACACAGGCCUCCUCUUCUCCUUCUGGACUUAUCACCCCUUCCUCUGCUAGAAUCGGCGCCUCUGUUGUCACUAGUAUCACAAGUGUUGCAGCUAAACCUGCGGAUGUUCCCGAGACAUUGCACACGCUUCUUCCGAAAUCACUUGAUCAACUAAACGACAAAGACUCAAUGUUUACCAACUUGACAGUUUAA
This is a messenger RNA of Protopolystoma xenopodis, 555 nucleotides long. The record is from the annotation of a GenBank genome assembly. Lineage: Eukaryota; Metazoa; Platyhelminthes; Monogenea; Polystomatidea; Polystomatidae.